Coffea eugenioides is the source of this 1690-nucleotide messenger RNA. Its product is annotated as enoyl-[acyl-carrier-protein] reductase, mitochondrial. Gene Ontology annotation, biological process: fatty acid metabolic process. Gene Ontology annotation, cellular component: mitochondrion. Gene Ontology annotation, molecular function: trans-2-enoyl-CoA reductase (NADPH) activity. The record is from RefSeq and is a predicted model, not a curated record. Bases 196 to 1341 code for a protein of 381 amino acids. The transcript is spliced from 9 exons. Lineage: Eukaryota; Viridiplantae; Streptophyta; Magnoliopsida; Gentianales; Rubiaceae.
GAGACACCGCUGAAAAUUAUGGCGGAAAAUUUAACCGCAUCGGUGGUCUUAACCGACUAAUGGUGGCGUACCCAGCAGCGGAUGUGUGUUAGCAGCUGAGUCACGGCGAGCGAGUAGUUUUUGACCUUUUUUGGUCAGAUUGAAGCUUUGUUAAUUCCACAAGCAAAUUCAUCGCGAAACUAACAGUAAUAUUAAAUGGCGACAGUGAGGCUACUAAUGCUCCAGAAAGCUCUACUCCAUCGAACGACGUCGUGGUCUUCUUCUCAGCUGCUCCUCCGAUCUCCCAGUAUUCCCAUUCUCACCUCCCUUCGAGCUUUCUCCUCAGCAGCUGCCCUGUCUCCGCCUUCCACGGCGGUUGUGUACGAUCAGCAUGGACCACCCGACACCGUCACCAGAAUCACGGAGCUUCCGCCGGUUGAAAUUAAAGAGAAUGACGUCUGCGUUAAAAUGCUUGCCGCUCCUAUCAAUCCUUCCGAUAUUAAUCGAAUUGAAGGAGUAUAUCCGGUGCGGCCACCAGUGCCCGCGGUUGGGGGUUACGAGGGUGUAGGAGAGGUGCAUUCUGUCGGGCCAGGAGUAAAAGGUUUCUCUGCCGGCGAUUUGGUCAUUUCAUCUCCACCUUCUUCAGGGACUUGGCAGACUUAUGUUGUAAAAGAGCAAAGUCUUUGGCACAGAAUUGAUAAUGGAACCCCUAUUGAAUAUGCUGCGACAGUUACUGUUAAUCCUUUGACUGCCCUUAGAAUGGUUGAGGAUUUUGUUGAUUUAAAUUCAGGGGAUUCAAUCGUUCAAAAUGGAGCAACCAGCAUUGUAGGGCAGUGUGUCAUCCAGCUCGCUCGUGAACGAGGCAUCCAUACUGUUAAUAUUAUAAGGGACAGGGCCAGAUCAGACGAAGUAAAAGAAAAGCUCAAGAAACUUGGGGCUGAUGAAGUGUAUACGGAGAGUCAACUAGAAGUGAAGAAUCUUAAAAGCCUCCUGAUCAAUCUUCCUGAACCUGCAUUAGGAUUCAACUGUGUUGGUGGAAACGCUGCUUCUUUGGUUCUCAAGUUCUUGAGACAGGGUGGAACUAUGGUUACAUAUGGAGGAAUGUCAAAGAAACCAAUAACUGUAUCAACUACAUCUUUCAUAUUUAGGGACCUUUCUUUGAGAGGAUUCUGGUUGCAGAAGUGGAUGACUUCAGAGAAAGCAAAGGAAUGCAGAAGCAUGAUUGAUUAUCUUUUGGGCCUAACUCGAGAGGGGAAAUUAAUAUAUGAUAUGGAGCUGGUUCCUUUUAACAACUUCCAAACUGCCUUAGAGAAGGCACUUGGAAAGCUAGGAAGUCAACCCAAACAAGUUAUCAAAUUCUGAUAUUAACUAUUGAGGGGAGCCUGAAAUUUUUGUACAGUAAUACUGAGGGAAAUGUGGUCUGGGAUGCUGAGUUCUGCCAAUGAUAGAAAAGGGGUGCAGUUGUAGCUUUCACAUCUGCUGUACAUGUACAGAAUCUGCUGAGGCCUUGUCACGGUAAUUGAAUCAUCUGGAGUACUAUUGAUUCAAGGUAAAAUGGAAAAGAACGGUUGUUAAUUCAACCGCUUUACAACCGAGGUGUAAUGUUCAUUUCCGUUCAUGUGGACUCCAAUACAUAAUAAUUGCGCCUCUUUUACAAGGUUUUACAAGUAGUUAACAAAGAAUUACAAAUUGUUCAAGAGGUGUUAUACCA